Syzygium oleosum is the source of this 1952-nucleotide messenger RNA. Its product is annotated as putative disease resistance protein RGA1. The record is from RefSeq and is a predicted model, not a curated record. Gene Ontology annotation, molecular function: protein binding. Lineage: Eukaryota; Viridiplantae; Streptophyta; Magnoliopsida; Myrtales; Myrtaceae. The transcript is spliced from 2 exons. The coding region runs from base 12 to 1415 and encodes 467 amino acids.
UUCUUUCUGCUAUGCCCGAACCUACAUAUGGGGAAAUGGAACAAAGAGAACCAACAAGCGAAGUAGAUCUACGCCAACUCAUUCAAAGUUUCAAGAGCUUGCGCAUCUUGGAUCUACAUGCCGCGAAUAUCAAGAACGUGCCGAGGUCCAUUUGUGAGUUGAAGCAUCUCACGUACCUCGAUUUCUCUCACAAUAAUGCACUCAAAAGGCUUCCUAACUCCAUUACAAGAUUGCAAAAUUUGCAAACACUUAAUAUCUAUAGUUGUUUUGCCCUUGAAGAAUUGCCAAGGGGUAUAAGGAAGUUAGUCAACCUUCGAAAUCUAGACAUAAAUGAAUGUUGGAAACUUAGUUAUGUGCCACAUGGACUAGGGCAAUUAAGUUCUUUGCAUAGACUAACACGCUUCAUUUUGCCCAAAGUUAAAGCUCUUGCUAAGAAUUAUUGCCGACUUGGGGAGCUAAAUGGGCUUAAUAACAUUGGGGGAAGCCUUACUAUUGAAAAUUUGGGACACGUGGCAAAUGCAAUAGAAGAAUCCAAGGCUGCAAACUUAAUAGGGAAGCAUUCUCUAGAAUCUUUGGAACUUCGAUGGGUCUAUCUCGAUACUGAAGAUGCAGUAAUCGGGGAUAGAGAUGAAGCUCUAUUAGAUGGACUGAUGCCGCACUCAAACCUGCAGAACUUGAAGAUAAAUGGAUAUAAAGGUAAGAGCUUUCCGAGGUGGUUGAUGGAUAGCCUUGUGUUUUCCUUGCCAAAUUUAGUUGAGGUACACUUGCAGCAAUGUGGAAGAUGUAAAUAUCUCCCUCAAUUGGGCCAACUACCUCACCUCAAGUCUUUAAGUAUUUGGGGGCUGGAUGAAUUGGAAUACUUCGAGCCAGACCAUUCAUUCAUCACAACACCAUUUCCUGGUUUAUUAAGAUUACAGAUCGGUUACUGCCAAAACUUGAAAGCCAUGCCACUAACUCCACAUCUUGAGGAGUUAAUGCUGAGUAAGGUCAACCUAGAGUUGAUAAAUCAGAUAUUUGGCCUUAAUAAGUUGAAGAGUCUGGAUAUCUCAGAGAUGGAUUUUCUAGAAUGUUUGCCCGAGAAGUGUUUCCAAAGUCUUACUUCACUUGAAGAUCUUAGCAUCAGUUGUCAUCGGUCAACUUCCCUCUCACUUGGUAUGCAACAUCUAACGAACCUGUUGAAUGUCUCUUUUUGGUAUUGUGAGGAGCUUAAUUUAUCCAAAGACGAAAGCGAUAACAUCUUGGAUUUACAAGGAUUGAAGAGUCUCCGGUUUGUGGACCUAGUUGACAUUCCCAAACUAGCAUCUCUCCCACAGUGGGUUCUACAGGUUAGCAAUCUCAAGAGUCUUCGUAUUUACAGGUACUUAAAUUCGAAGGAUUUACCAGAGCAGAUCGAGGCUCUUCAAUCACUUCAAUAGCUUGAAAUCAUCCGGUGCCCCUUGUUGACGUCAUUACCUGAAGGGAUGCGAAGGAUCGCAUCCCUUAGUCACCUAAGAAUUGCAGCUUGCCCAGAUUUGGAGGAGCGGUGCAAAAAAGAUGCAGGCGAGGACUGGUAUGUGGUCCUUUUUUCUCAGAAUUUACAUGAAUAAUUUCUUUUGAAUUGUGUUUCGAUACUUGAUUCAAUUGGGAAAAACAUCACCGAAUGGUUUGGACACAUCCUUGGACGCAAGUAUUUACACGGUGAGGAAAUAUCCACGUUGUUCCUUCAUAUGGCGCCCAAUGGGAUGCCCCUAAACUAAGUGCUCGAUUUAUCCAAAAGUGUGAGGAAAACAAAGAAAACUCAUGCUCCUUCUCUACCAACUCCGAGCUCUUAAAUUUGGCUCGGGAAUCAUGCCAUAGAUAUAGUGUGAACUCUACUUAUUUGAUUUCACAAGGAGUACAAUGCAUGCAUAGUCCCAUGAUUGUGGAAGCUGACAAUGAAAACUCUCAUAGAUGAAUCGAUGUUUUUUUUUUUC